ACGUGCUUGUAGUGCAGCCCAAGACGCUGAUUCCAGCCACGCCUUACUGCGAAGCCCAAAGAUUCAUGAUGGUGAAAAUUGCCUUCAACACACUCAUGGCAGUGCAAAAACAGCAGGCGCAGCAAGACGCGGAGGCCCUCAUAAACCGAAUGGUCGGAGCUCAGAAAUUGACCCGCAAGGGGCUCCAGGUUGCCACCCAGGAAAAAGAGGGCUUCUCUGGGAGAUGCAUGCUUACUCUCUUAGGCCUUUCAUUCAUCUUGGCAGGACUUACUAUUGGUGGAGCCUGCAUUUACAAGUACUUCAUGCCCAAGAAUACCAUCUACCAUGGAGAGUUGUGCUUCUUUGACUCUGGAGACCCUCCAAAUUCCCUUCAAGAAGAGAAGCCCUACUUCCUACCUGUGACAGAGGAAGCUGACAUUCGUGAAGAUGACAACAUUGCAAUCAUUGAUGUGCCUGUCCCCAGUUUCUCUGAUAGUGAUCCUGCAGCAGUUAUUCAUGACUUUGAAAAGGGCAUGACUGCUUACCUGGACUUGUUUCUGGGUAACUGUUAUCUGAUGCCUCUCAAUACUUCUAUUGUUCUUCCUCCAAAGAAUUUGGUGGAGUUCUUUGGAAAACUGGCAAGUGGCAAAUACCUGUCUCACACUUAUGUCGUUCAUGAAGACCUGGUUGCUGUAGAAGAGAUUCGUGAUGUUAGUAACCUUGGCAUCUUUAUUUACCAACUUUGCAACAACCGCAAGUCCUUCCGCCUUCGUAGAAGAGACCUAUUGCUGGAUUUCAACAGACGUGCCAUUGAUAAGUGCUGGAAGAUCAGACACUUCCCCAACAAAUUUAUUGUUGAGACCAAGAUCUGUCAAGAGUGAGAGGCAACAGAAAAAAGUAUCCUUAGUAAUAAGUCAGAAUUGUACAGUAUUACUUCAACAUUAAAGUGUGUAGGAUACUCAUGAUAUUUACUCUUGCAUAUAUUCUAUUGCUUAUACAAAAAAAGGAAGGAAAAAUCUAACCACAGCAAGUUCUUGUCAAUUUUUAGUUUAAUAGGCAUUACUUUUUGUUUAAAUUUGAAAUUAUAUAAUUCUAUGUUUUUCUUUUCAAUUUAUAGAGUUUAGACUUCUAAAAGCCACAGGAAUAUGUCAGCUAACAUCCUGACAGUAAAUUCCAUCCUUUGCAUGUGUGUUUUAAAGUAAGUUCUUUACUCAGUCAUAUGGUAGAACGUGUUUUAAAUUUAAAAUAUUUAAAAUUAUUUUUCAAUGUUUUUUGUAAAACACGUCAAAUUUCUUAACAUUGCAAAGUUUUGUUUUAUUUUUAUUUUGUAUAAUUUUCUUGAAUAUAGAAAUUAUAUCUUUACGUUUCUGUUAGGUACUCUGUAACAGAUUCUCUUUAUAUGCAAAAACAAUUCAUACACAAAUGCAGUGAUACUAUCUCACUGAUAUUUGUAUUGUGAAAUACACAAAACUAUACAAGUGUUGAAGAAUUUAGGUUGUAUGAAUUCUACAACCUUAUAAUAAAAUUUACCAUAUUCA
Suricata suricatta (meerkat) is the source of this 1517-nucleotide messenger RNA. It is a transcript of the gene ITM2A, whose product is annotated as integral membrane protein 2A. The transcript is spliced from 7 exons. The record is from RefSeq and is a predicted model, not a curated record. Gene Ontology annotation, molecular function: amyloid-beta binding. Gene Ontology annotation, biological process: negative regulation of amyloid precursor protein biosynthetic process. Bases 66 to 860 code for a protein of 264 amino acids. NCBI's taxonomy places the organism in Eukaryota, Metazoa, Chordata, Mammalia, Carnivora, Herpestidae. Gene Ontology annotation, cellular component: extracellular exosome; plasma membrane; Golgi apparatus.